CGCCGCUUCCCACAGAGGGCCGAGGGAAGCGCGUCGCUCGUCGGAUGACGCGAAUUUACGCCGACCCGAAGGAACGGGAGGCGGAAAGCGUGGAAGGAGGCAGUCGCUGACCGUGGCUUUGGGGACGUGAACAGAAAUGGAAACUGAAAAUCAGAAAACUAUGGAAGAAAGCACUGAGAAGAGAAAAGAAGAAAAAAAGAAGCGCUCAAGGGUUAAACAGGUGCUUGCAGAUAUUGCUAAGCAAGUAGACUUCUGGUUUGGAGAUGCAAACCUUCACAAGGACAGGUUUCUUCGAGAGCAAAUUGAAAAAUCUAGAGAUGGAUAUGUGGACAUAUCUCUCUUGGUGUCUUUUAACAAAAUGAAGAAGUUGACCACUGAUGGGAAGUUAAUAGCAAGAGCAUUGAAAAGCUCAUCUGUUGUAGAGUUGGACUUAGAGGGAACCAGAAUCCGGAGGAAAAAGCCCCUAGGUGAGAGACCAAAGGAUGAGGAGGAACGCACCGUGUACGUGGAGUUACUUCCCAAAAAUGUUACCCAUAGCUGGAUUGAAAGAGUAUUUGGGAAAUGUGGCAAUGUGGUUUACAUAAGUAUUCCACAUUACAAGUCUACUGGGGAUCCAAAGGGAUUUGCCUUUGUGGAGUUUGAAACAAAAGAGCAAGCAGCAAAAGCCAUUGAGUUUCUUAACAACCCACCCGAAGAAGCACCAAGAAAACCUGGCAUAUUUCCCAAGACAGUGAAAAAUAAACCCAUCCCUUCCUUAAGAGUAGCUGAAGAGAAGAAAAAAAAGAAAAAGAAAAAAGGCAGGAUAAAGAAGGAAGACAGUGUGCAGGCUAAAGAGCUAAGUAUGGACACAGGCAGCACGGGAGUGUCUAAAGCUAAGAGACAAAGGACUGCUUCCGAGGGCUCUGAUGCAGAAACGCCUGAUGCUCCAAAGCAACCUGCAAAGAAAAAGAAAAAACGGGAAAAGGUCGAGACAUCCGUCUUGACUGAAGUGAGAGCAGGGAAAAGGGAGAGGAGCAGUGCUGAGGAUGAAGACUGCCUCCACCCCAGGCCAAAAGCCAAGAAAAGGGCUCAGAAGGAUGGCGUCAGCGAGGCUGCUUCUGAAGUCUCCAAAGAAAGCAGAGACUUAGAAUUCUGCUCUACAGAAGAGGAGAAGGAGACUGGAGACACAAAAGGUGAUUCACUCCUAAAAGUGAAAAGGAAGCACAAGAAGAAACACAAGGAGAGACAUAAGAUGGGAGAAGAGGUUAUACCAUUGAGAGUGUUGUCUAAAACUGAAUGGAUGGAUUUGAAAAAAGAGUAUUUGGCACUGCAAAAAGCCAGUAUGGCUUCUCUAAAAAAAACAAUAUCUCAAAUCAAACUGGAAUCAGAAAUGGACACAGACUGUGCAGUGCCUAGCAAGUCUGGAGAGGGGAGCGGCAAAGGUGAAGUCGGCCAUCCAGAGUGCUGCCCUCAGGAGAAGGUUAAUGCCCAGGGCCCACAGUUUGUGAACGGAGUGAUCGUGAAGAUCAUGAGCACAGAGCCUCUGCCUGGCAGGAAACAAGUCAGGGAUGUUUUGGCCUCAAUCUCAGAAGUUGUUUACGUUGAUUUGCUAGAAGGAGAUACUGAAUGCCAUGCCCGAUUCAAAACUCCUGAGGAUGCACAGGCAGUAAUGAACGCACAGACUGAAAUUAGAAAGAAACACUGUUGGAACCUCGAGGUCCUUUCUGGUGAUCACGAGCAGAGGUACUGGCAGAAGAUAUUGGUAGAUAGACAGGCCAAACUUAAUCAACCUCGGGAAAAGAAAAGAGGCACGGAGAAGUUAAUCACCAAAGCUGAGAAGAUUAGACUGGCCAAGACUCAACAAGCCAGUCAGCACAUUCGAUUCUCUGAGUAUGAUUGAGAAAGAUGGCAGCUCCCUAUGGGUUUCCUUGCCAGAGUGUUCUAAGAAUGCUGGGUCUGCUUCAUGAAUGUUCUACUGAGAUCUACAUUUAAAGAAAAAGAAAUCCUUUAUUCCUCAAUGUGGAACUAAGACCUUUCUUAGAGACAAACAUUAUAUUGUCAUAUUUUUUUUCAAUGACGCUCAUGUUGAAAUUAUGCAGGUCAACUUCAAAUGAUUUCAUAAAUAAAUGUGUUUUGAAAAUUA
This is a messenger RNA of Arvicola amphibius (Eurasian water vole), 2122 nucleotides long. RefSeq names its product La ribonucleoprotein 7, transcriptional regulator (gene Larp7). NCBI's taxonomy places the organism in Eukaryota, Metazoa, Chordata, Mammalia, Rodentia, Cricetidae. Gene Ontology annotation, cellular component: nucleus. Gene Ontology annotation, molecular function: mRNA binding. The transcript has 12 exons. The record is from RefSeq and is a predicted model, not a curated record. Gene Ontology annotation, biological process: RNA processing. Bases 137 to 1879 code for a protein of 580 amino acids.